Messenger RNA from Rana temporaria (common frog), 3366 nucleotides. RefSeq names its product platelet derived growth factor subunit B (gene PDGFB). Gene Ontology annotation, molecular function: platelet-derived growth factor receptor binding; growth factor activity. Gene Ontology annotation, biological process: platelet-derived growth factor receptor signaling pathway; positive regulation of cell migration; positive regulation of cell population proliferation. The coding region runs from base 259 to 984 and encodes 241 amino acids. Lineage: Eukaryota; Metazoa; Chordata; Amphibia; Anura; Ranidae. The transcript is spliced from 7 exons. Gene Ontology annotation, cellular component: membrane. The record is from RefSeq and is a predicted model, not a curated record.
UCCACUCCGACAUCUAAAGACUAGAGCUGACUUUCAGUGCCUGCAGUGCCCGGCUGGUGUGUACAUGUGGAGCGGACACGGACUAUUAAUGCUGCCAGCCAUCACUCCCCUCCGCCUGGCACCUUGGCAUCUCUUCUCUAUGGAAUAAGGAUCGUUGUUCUCCGGGGAGGGAGGAGGACCCUGCUGUCACAUUCCCUGUCUACACCGAGCUGACAGCUGCUAUAUACAUGAACCAUACAUUCUGCCCCGGACUACAGGAUGAAUCUGGGGGGUCUGCUAAUGUAUGUGGGGCUCCUCUAUGCGGUUCGUGCUGAGGGGGACCCUAUUCCAGAAGAGAUGUACGAGAAAAUUGCAGCAGGAUCUGUCAAAUCUAUAAACGAUAUACGAAGACUACUGCAAAUAGAUUCCGUAGAUGACGAGGACGAUGUGUAUGAAUUAACCAGAAAUGAAACAAGAAGUUUGCCUAGGGGCAGUUCCAGCCACUCCCGGGUCAUUCGCAGCUUAGAUGCGCAGCAGGCCCAGAUUGCAGAGUGCAAACCCAGAACAGAAGUGUUUGAAAUCACCCGCCAGAUGGUCGAUCCAACCAAUGCCAACUUCAUUGUGCAGCCACCGUGUGUGGAGGUUGAGAGGUGCUCAGGGUGUUGUAACUCCAGACACAUAAAAUGUGUUCCUUCCCGGAUGCGCAUCCGGCAUGUGCAGGUGAAGAAAAUUGUGAUCAGGAAAUCCAAGAAGGAGGUUCAACUUGUCCCCAUUCCUCUGGAGGACCAUUUGGAGUGCAGGUGUGAGGCAAUCAGUCCCUUAUCCGUCAGGAGUCACCACACUUCUCAUGAGCACAGGGGGGCUGCAGGUGUAUCUGUAACUACAACGCCUCCCCCCACUACCAUUCGAAAGGAAGAGCCCCCACUUCGACCGUCAAAGAAGAAAAAUAAAAAAUAUAAAUAUCUUCCCAGCAAGAAGGAGCAGAGAGACCUCCUAGUCACGUAGUGACCGUGAAAAUGGUUCUUGGUGUCUGUCACUGAACAGGAUAACUAAAGAAUACAUUUGGCCCCCAUGGGGUCCUCCGGCUCACCUAUGACUGCAUAUUUUUAUAUGCCGGACUUGGCACUGGUGCUUUGUAAAAGACAAUUUUCAAAUAAAAAAGAGACUAUAUUUUAUCUCUACCUGCUACCCCAGACUGGAUAUUUCACCUAACAAGAGAUUCACCGAAGUACAUUUCAUUAUUUGCAGCAAGAUUAAAACCACUAACUGCCAGUUUCCCCGCCAAUUUAAGUGGCUGAAUGUUUUUUGGGGUGGUGGGAGGGAUAGGAAAGCUCAAAAUUAUUUUGAACUCACCGGAUGUAUAUAGACACCUUAUUUAAUGUACUUUAUUUUGUAUUUUUUUAUAUAAAUAUAUGCAUAUUUUUGUAAAAAUGUGUUUCCUUUGCUCAGAUUGCACGAGGCAGGACAGAGACUGGAAAAUGGGAUUGGGACUGACUUCCUUGUAACUCCCCCCCCCCCCCCCCCCAGCCUUGUAUUUUUACCAGGUCAUAUACACUGAAAGGUCAUAAGCUGUACGUGCUAUGCGUGUUACUGUUCUAAGCUAAUGGGCCAUAUCAGGGAAAGCAAACAGUGGAUAACAAUUGCCGUGACUGUAACUUCAGGCCUACUAGUAGUUGUAGUUCAACCAAACAGCAGAUACAACUGUGCAAUGUUGAUGCUGUUGUAUAAUACAAGAAGUGGCUAUUGAAUGUAUCCCUACAAACUGACUUAAUGCUUUUUCUUACUGUUAUCAAAUCUUUCCCAUUGAUCUGUGCCACUUGUACGAUUUCUUGACACUCUUGGGUGGUUCAUUGAUGCAUUUAAGUUUACUCCAGCCAUGUAAACCUGUACUUCUCUCUACUCUUUUCAGGAUAACAAGAAAAGGUUUUUUGCACCCCAGGAAACUAUGCCCAGGGCCUAAUAUGAUGAUGUAUUACAGCCCUCAAAAUUUCCACUCGCCUGCUUGCAUUAGGUGAGGGGAAAUGACCUGAGGGCAAGUGUAGAGCCACAUCAGAGGAAGGAUGGAAGGGGGGUGCCACCGGCAGGUGGGAUGGAAUGGGAGCCGAUUCUCCUCCCAGCCUCCAUCCCCUGUAAUUUUCUUAGCAGAGCCUGGCAUACAGGGAGAGUUGGCAAAGAACUAGAUGAGGUGGGAGUGGGGCAGGGAGGGGCUUUGGGCAGGUGCUGCCAAAGUUUACUUUUCCUAUUAACAAGCUGGUGAUUGGUUGCUCAGACCGCCUACUAACCAAUCACCAGCUUGUUAAAAGGAAAAGAUAACUUUGGUAGCUCCCCUGUCAAGUGCUGUGCUCCGCUGUAAGUCUCCCUGCAUCCUAAAUCAGUGAAAGUGUCAUUCAUUGGUUUUAUUUUUUUUAAUGCUUUAUUAUAGCAUUAAAAUAUUUACUUAACAAGGCAGGAAUUAUGUGUACAGUGGCCAAUCAUAUUUUAUCUUUAUUUUAUUUAUCACAGUGAGAUCAAUGAAAUAUGCUUUAUGAUACUAUUGUUAAAGGUGAUGUUGUUUAUAUUUAUUUUUGUAACUUAAUUCUGCAUAAAACAUUUCAUGAGAUGAUUUACGAGGGCGCGUUGUGUAGCGGGGGCGUGUCAGGACAAGUCAUAUCAUUGGGGGAGAGCACACUGAGUUCCCAGUAAAGCUAGGGAAAUGACCAUAGUGUACUCUCCUGCUUAUUGUGGUCAGUUUUCGUAGGAAAGCAAGGGGACUAUCAGGAAAACCAGAGAUUUCACAUAAAGGAAGCAAGCCAAAGAGAACAGGAGACUUUCUCAUACAAGUACAAGGCACAUAUCAGGAAUAUAAAGUGUUGGGUAACAAAUGCUUUAAGCCUGGCUCGUAGCUCAGGACUUGAAAUUUUGAGCCCUGGUGUAUGACAUAAUUUGGACUUUCUCCACUCCACUUCACGUGGAUUUAGCAGCCAGUAGGGGAUCACAAGAACUCUUGACAUUAUCUAUCACUAGCAGUUGCUGAGCUUUUCUAAGUAUCAGCUGGUAGUAUCAAAGCUUCAACUUUUAGAAGAACCAUUUCUCCUUCAUAAUAGUACAGUUAGAAAGUGGAGGUGUUUUCAAAACUCACUAUGGCACCAGAAUACAUGGGCCCCCGUCUUUAGAGCAUAUGUCAAGUCUGGGCUUGUCGGGUUUGCACAUCUGGAGUACAACUUAAACCCCUUUGUAAAAACCACCUCUUAAUUUUCAAUUCCUUUCUCUUUGCACACAGCUCUGCCUGUCAUUAAAAAGAACUAAAAUAUUGAUCUAUUAUGUAAAGUAAUUUAUAUGCAAUAUUUAAAUGUAUGAAGAAGAGCCCAACAAAAAUUCUCAAUUUGUAUUAAAAUGCAAUCAAAUCUA